GCCGCCAGCUCGGUGCGCGGCCACGUGUGGGGCGGCGCGGCUGCGGGCGGACGGCGGGGGCCGCACCGGACCCGAGCGGACCCGACACGCGGGCGCCAUGAGCGUGGGGUUCAUCGGAGCUGGGCAGCUCGCCUUCGCCCUGGCCCGGGGCUUCACGGCGGCAGGGAUCCUGGCGGCGCACAAGAUCACCGCGAGCUCCCCGGACACCGACCUGCCCACCGUGAGCGGGCUGCGGAAAAUAGGCGUGAACUUCACGGUGAGCAACAAGGACACGGUGAAGAGCAGCGACGUGCUCUUCCUGGCCGUGAAGCCCCCUAUCAUCCCCUUCGUCCUGGAUGAAGUCGGCCCUGACAUCGAGGCUCGACACAUCGUGGUCUCCUGUGCAGCUGGUGUCACCAUUAGCUCCAUUGAGAAGAAACUUUCUACCUUCUGCCCCACACCAAAAGUGAUCAGGUGCAUGACCAACACCCCUGUAAUUGUCCGGGAAGGUGCUACAGUCUAUGCCACUGGGACUCAUGCAGAUGUGGAGGAUGGGAAGCUCUUGGAACAACUCAUGGCCAGUGUAGGCUUCUGCACCGAAGUGGAAGAGGAUCUGAUAGAUGCUGUCACGGGGCUCAGUGGCAGUGGCCCUGCGUAUGCAUUCACUGCCCUGGAUGCUUUGGCGGAUGGAGGAGUGAAAAUGGGACUUCCCCGCAGGCUUGCUGUUCGGCUUGGAGCUCAGGCGUUGCUGGGUGCUGCCAAAAUGCUGUUGGAGUCUGAGCAGCACCCAGGUCAGCUAAAGGAUAAUGUCUGCUCUCCUGGAGGAGCCACCAUCCAUGCCCUGCACUUUCUGGAGAGCGGCGGCUUUCGCUCACUUCUCAUCAAUGCUGUGGAGGCUUCAUGCAUCCGGACAAGGGAGCUGCAGCAUUUGGCAGACCAAGAGAAGAUCUCCCCAGCAGCCAUAAAGAAGACUUUGUUGGAUAAGGUCAAGCUAGAAUCUCCCUCUCUGUCUGUGGCAUCUGCCAGCAAAGUCAGUCUGUUCACCAGUAAGAGCCCCAGCAUCAAGAAGAACUGACCAGACUGCUGUAGUCUGGCUGUGCAGAUCAUCAGUCUUCUAUAUGCCCUUUCUUCUUUAUCUAAGGAAAAACUCUCGCUCUGAAUGUUGGUGUUCCCCAUACCUGACUCUCAGCUUGCAGCAGCUGUGGAGCAGCAUGAGGCUGUAGGAGAGGAUCUUUAACCUCUAGUAGGAUUGGUGAAAACUGUCCCUAGCAUUGCUGUUCUCCGUUGGGCAGAGGUGAUAUCACCAGAGCUUUAUCAAGGACCCCAUUUGGCCAGAGGCCCUGGAUACCCCUAGAGCUCAGGCAGUGUUUAUUGUGUCCCAUGUGAAUACGGUUUCUACUGGUAUUUCUGAGAGGUUUCAGAAUGCCUUUUGGUCUCAGUGGUUUGAAUCAGGCUGGAUCCCUCUUGCCUCAGCGUGUGCUGUCAGAGCUUGUCUCCUGUCCCUGUCUAUUAGUUAGAACAGCUACUACUGCAGAAACAUAGUGCUCUGCACUGCAUUAGAGGCUAGGCUCUAAUGUACCUCUCAAAAGGGAUCAAAGUGCCUCUGCUCUGUUUCCCGUCUGCCUUGAUUUGACAGCCCGGUGAUGUGAACCCCUGCCCUUCAAGCAGCCCAAGUACGUGAACCACACUCCAUCUCUCUUUGCUAACUCCUCCCUACUCCAGAUAGUUUAGGGACCAUGACCUACUCUCACUGUCCCUCCUUUGCUGCUAGCCUUCUUGGGUGUUCAGGCAGGUGGAUGGGUAGCAAGUUCUCCCUCUUUGUUCUCUUUCUGACACCCUUGACCUCUCCACGAGCAGAAUCUGCUUCCACACAGCUAUGGGUAUGCCUCAGUGUUUGCUAUGCUUCGUGAUGCUCUCCUUGCUCUUUGCACUACACCUGAAGCAGCAAGGAGCAGAGCUGAGGUCAGGGGCACCCUCCCUCAAAGGAAGUCCUUUUCUGUACUGCUUCCUGAGGCUCAAGUGGGCUUUAUCUGGUUGGGUUUGGUACACAGGUGCUGGGCUACUGAGUGGCAGCAGAACUCUCCUUGGCUUCUUUCCUUGAAUCAGGCUUUGUCUCCUUGGUCUGCAGUGUUGAUAACUCGCUGCCAGGGGCUACUCUGCUUUAGUUCCUGCAGUUUAUAUAUGCUGCAACAGGCUGGUUGUCCCUUCCAGACAAUACUUUUCCCCAAUAGGGCCCCAGGUUGGGCUGAUGAAUUCCAGCACAACAGCCUUCAGUAUCCCUUUGUGUUGGUAUUUUCUAGCCCGUUUCUGAUUAUUAUUUUUUCUUCCUGUUCUUUUGAAGAUAUUACACUGCUAAUGGCUGAGAGGGGAAACACCUAGAAGCUAGCUGGUGAUGUUUUAUGCAGUUGCAUUCCUAGUCCUUUAGUAUACAAGACUGAAGGGAAACGCUAAAUCAUCUGGUAUGGCUUGUGGCUCAGAUGUUGUCCCAUCUCAUCUAGCUUCUCUUGCACGAGAUCAGGAGGAAAAUGGUUCAGUCCCUGCUUGACACCAAAGAGAUUAAGGGAGUACUCAUGUGUGCCUGGUGCCUGUGCAACAAGUUGUUUGGUGAAACAUGUCUGGAUGACUGCACCGUUGCAGAAAAAGAAGGCCCUUGCUGCUCCCAUCUGAAGAAUUUCUCAAGCCUGACUCAAAUUUGUGAGCAAGAAACAGCAGGGAAAAAUAGGGUCUGGAAGCAGUGGUUUCUUCUCAUCAAACUCAGUACUUCUGAAGGGGGAAAUCUGGCCAGGCUUAAGAUAGCAGCAAGCUGAGAGAGAAGCCCUGCUUGACCCUUUUCAGCAACUGGAUGAAUGACAGCGCAUCAUCUAGAAAGGUGGUUAAUCGGGUAUCGUCUUGGGAACCAUCUCAAGAACAGCAGCAAAGACCAGGUUUCAUCUGCUGCUUUAUAUGACUUUUCUAAUAGCAAAUAGCCUUGGUUGUCGUCCUUGCGUGUACUCUUUUCUCAGACACUGAGUGCUCUCCUGAGCCAGAAAGCAGUACAAAGCACGCAGGCUGCCCCCAUUGCUUUUAGCAGACUGCAGUGGAAGCAGCAGACUGGAUGGGACAGAAGGGAUUUGGGUGGAUGAAUAUGUCAUACUGUAUUCUACCUUGGGAUAUAGUGGGGGAGUGCUGGGCUUAUUGUCUCUCUCCUGGGGAAUCUUUGAUAUUCUGGAGAUACAGGAAAAGCAUUUAGGUAACAGUGCAGAGGCUGCCAAAGGUGCUAAUAAUGGAAAAGCUUUUUCACUGUUAAGAUUUAGGCUGGUAGCAGGGUAUGACUAUUAGAGACGGUUACUCCUCUUACCUCUUUACAUAAUAAACUGCUUCUCUGACUGAG
Messenger RNA from Rhea pennata, 3349 nucleotides. It is a transcript of the gene PYCR1, whose product is annotated as pyrroline-5-carboxylate reductase 1. The record is from RefSeq and is a predicted model, not a curated record. Bases 98 to 1054 code for a protein of 318 amino acids. Gene Ontology annotation, biological process: L-proline biosynthetic process. The transcript is spliced from 7 exons. Lineage: Eukaryota; Metazoa; Chordata; Aves; Rheiformes; Rheidae. Gene Ontology annotation, molecular function: pyrroline-5-carboxylate reductase activity.